This is a messenger RNA of Vigna unguiculata (cowpea), 1858 nucleotides long. Its product is annotated as alpha/beta-Hydrolases superfamily protein. The record is from RefSeq and is a predicted model, not a curated record. Gene Ontology annotation, biological process: lipid metabolic process. Lineage: Eukaryota; Viridiplantae; Streptophyta; Magnoliopsida; Fabales; Fabaceae.
CGGGUGCAAACUAACCAUAACAAACGCAUUCCCUCGAUCCUUGGAAAUAAAAUAACCCAAAUCCUCGCCACCGUUAUCCAAAACCAUAUACAGUCAGAAGUGGCGUUCACAUUUUUCUCUCCUACCCAACGCUCCCAACUCUCGCAGUGCCGCCACGUGUCCCAUCGUUUUCCGCGUUUAUUUCCCUCCUUCUCAGGUUCCCUUUUCCAGCACUUUCAUCGGGAUCAUCUUCGAACUUUACUUUCACUUUGUGGCUUUCUUUUUCUCGCGCUUGCUGCGCCAUUUUCUCGGGAAAAUUUUGGAGUUUCUACUGUUUUUUUUGUGCAGUGAUCGCUAUCGGAUUCGGACUCCGAUUUCGCCUCGCGAAUCGCUAGGGUUUUGUUUCUGUUUUUCCUAUGGAGGAUAGGAGCUUGUGCUCGUCGGAGUCGGUUGUUGAAGGAAGUCGCGAUGUUUGGAGUUCGGAACCGUCGCUCGCUACCUCCGCAGAUCACCUCGUUGUAAUGGUGAACGGAAUUCUCGGACGUACAACGGAUUGGAAAUAUGCUGCGGAGCAAUUUGUCAAGGAAUUGCCUGAUAAAGUGUUUGUUCACUGUAGCGAACGAAAUGUGUCUAUUCUCACUUUAGAUGGUGUGGAUGUAAUGGGGGAGAGAUUAGCAGAAGAGGUGCUUGAAGUGAUUCGAAGCAAGCCAAAUAUGCGUAAGAUAUCCUUUGUUGCACACUCUGUGGGAGGACUAGUGGCACGAUACGCAAUUGGGAGGCUGUAUAGGCCACCUGAAAAAGGAUCUAUGAAGGACUCUUGCAAUGAAGAAAAUAAGGAGAGCCCAGUGGGCACAAUAGGUGGCUUGGAGGCUAUGAAUUUCAUUGCUGUGGCCACACCUCAUUUAGGAUCAAGGGGCAAUAAGCAGGUUCCAUUUCUUUUGGGGGUACCCGCUUUUGAGAAAGUUGCCAGUUGUGUUAUUCAUUUCAUUUUUAGAAGAACUGGUCGGCAUCUUUUCCUUACUGAUGAUGAUGAAGGAAAACCUCCAUUACUUAAACGCAUGAUUGAAGACUACGGUGAUUUGUAUUUCAUGUCUGCAUUGCGCAGUUUUAAACGCCGAUUUGCAUAUUCAAAUGUGGACUAUGAUCAUAUUGUUGGCUGGAGAACGUCAUCAAUUAGACGUCAAAGUGAACUUGCAAAUUGGAAGGAUACCGUCAAUGAAAAAUAUACACAUGUUGUAUAUGAAGAGCACUGCAAGGCUUGUUCUGAUGCUGAACAGUAUGACAUAUUGGAAGAUAACAACUCUGACAAGAUAGAAGAGGAGCUUGUAACAGGCUUAUCUCGUGUGUCAUGGGAAAAAGUAGAUGUUAGCUUCCGCAAUAGUAAGAAUAGAUUUGCUUCUCAUACUAUCAUUCAGGUCAAAGACCACAUCACACAAAUAGAAGGUGCAGAUGUUAUACAGCAUAUGAUUGAUCAUUUUCUUCUCUAGCAGCCUUCUGUCUCUUAAAUAUGCCUUCUUGGUAAUAUAUGCUUCCUAUAGGUAAAUCUAAAGUGACUAUGCUAUUUAUAAGUAAGCUAGAGUUGAUAAUAAUCGAAUUUAUCUGAAAUUGAAUUCGUUGUAGGAUGGAAACAAUUGGUUUCCUGAGUGAUGAAAUUGCCGUGAAGAAGAAAAUGAUUUUUUUGUUUAUGGAUCUCAUCCAUAACUUGACACUGUAUAAACUAGUCGGAAACCGUGAAAUGCACGGGGACAAUAGAAUUUCAAAUAUUUAUAUUCCAUUUUUUGUGUAUCCGCAUUUAAGGUUAUUUAUUUACGAAAUUGAUUUGUAUAUAUACACCUAUGUAAAUGUUUUUUACAUUGUAAUUUAAUCUGUUCAUAUGGUA